Molecule: messenger RNA, 14913 nt
Organism: Lemur catta (Ring-tailed lemur)
Lineage: Eukaryota; Metazoa; Chordata; Mammalia; Primates; Lemuridae
Gene: ANK2
Product: ankyrin 2
Exons: 51
Coding region: 247-12789 (4180 amino acids)
Biological process (GO): signal transduction; protein localization to T-tubule; regulation of cardiac muscle contraction
Cellular component (GO): T-tubule
Molecular function (GO): protein binding
Source: RefSeq, a predicted model, not a curated record
AGACUGGCAGGGCUUGCACUGGAAAUGGUCACUGAAUGCAGCUUGCAGUUGCCGGGGUUUUGAGUUCUGUGUGACACCCACAAGCCAGCCAGCAGAUGGGGAGAACUGGUGAGGGGCAUGCAGGGGGGCUGAGCAGGGGAGCCGAGGACCCUCUUGCCGAGCUGCCUGCACUAUUGUACCCCUGGGAGCCCUGGACAGAGUGAGGCGGGCGAGGAGCAGCCCACCACGGGGACAGCAGGGGCUGACAUGGGGAAUGCAGCCCUGUGCUCGUCCUGUCACGCCGAGAAGAGUCUAAGAGCACAAGGACACAUGCAGGAAUUGGAGAAAACUCCAGACUACUACGGCUGCAGCAGCGAGGAUGUCCAGGAACCUGGGGUGCGGUCUGACAGCAAUGCCAGCUUCCUCCGCGCUGCCAGAGCAGGCAACCUGGACAAAGUAGUGGAAUAUUUGAAGGGCGGUAUAGACAUCAACACGUGCAACCAGAAUGGACUCAACGCUCUCCAUCUGGCCGCCAAGGAGGGCCACGUGGGGCUGGUUCAGGAGCUGCUGGGCAGAGGGUCCUCUGUGGAUUCCGCCACUAAGAAAGGGAAUACUGCUCUUCACAUUGCGUCUUUGGCUGGACAAGCAGAAGUUGUCAAAGUUCUUGUUAAGGAAGGAGCCAAUAUCAAUGCACAAUCUCAGAAUGGCUUCACUCCUUUAUACAUGGCUGCCCAAGAGAACCACAUUGAUGUCGUGAAAUAUUUGCUGGAAAAUGGAGCAAACCAGAGCACUGCCACAGAGGAUGGCUUUACUCCCCUGGCCGUGGCGCUUCAGCAGGGACACAACCAGGCGGUGGCCAUCCUCCUGGAGAACGACACCAAAGGGAAAGUGAGGCUGCCAGCCCUGCAUAUCGCAGCCAGGAAAGACGACACCAAAUCCGCGGCGCUGCUGCUCCAGAACGAUCACAACGCGGACGUCCAGUCCAAGAUGAUGGUGAAUAGGACUACGGAGAGUGGUUUUACCCCUUUGCACAUAGCUGCACACUACGGAAACGUCAAUGUGGCAACUCUUCUUCUGAACCGGGGUGCUGCCGUAGACUUCACAGCCAGGAAUGGAAUCACUCCUCUGCAUGUGGCUUCCAAAAGGGGAAACACCAACAUGGUGAAGCUCUUACUGGAUCGAGGCGGUCAGAUUGAUGCCAAAACUAGGGAUGGGUUGACACCACUUCAUUGUGCUGCGAGAAGUGGGCAUGACCAAGUGGUGGAACUUCUGUUGGAAAGAGGUGCCCCCUUGCUAGCAAGGACCAAGAAUGGGCUGUCUCCACUACACAUGGCUGCCCAGGGGGACCACGUGGAAUGUGUGAAGCACCUGCUACAGCACAAGGCCCCCGUGGACGAUGUCACCCUGGACUAUCUGACAGCCCUCCACGUUGCUGCACACUGUGGCCACUACCGCGUAACCAAACUCCUUUUGGACAAGAGAGCCAAUCCGAACGCCAGAGCCCUGAACGGUUUUACUCCCCUGCACAUUGCCUGCAAGAAAAACCGCAUCAAAGUCAUGGAACUGCUGGUGAAAUAUGGGGCUUCGAUCCAAGCUAUAACAGAGUCUGGCCUCACACCGAUACAUGUGGCCGCCUUCAUGGGCCACUUGAACAUUGUCCUCCUUCUGCUGCAGAACGGAGCCUCUCCAGAUGUCACUAACAUUCGUGGAGAGACGGCCCUGCACAUGGCAGCCCGGGCCGGGCAGGUAGAAGUGGUCCGAUGCCUCCUGAGAAAUGGUGCCCUUGUGGAUGCCAGAGCCAGGGAAGAACAGACACCUUUGCACAUUGCCUCCCGCCUGGGUAAGACGGAAAUUGUCCAGCUGCUUCUACAACACAUGGCUCACCCAGACGCAGCCACGACCAAUGGGUACACACCACUGCACAUCUCUGCCCGGGAAGGCCAGGUGGACGUGGCGUCAGUCCUCUUGGAAGCAGGAGCUGCCCACUCCUUAGCUACCAAGAAGGGUUUCACUCCCCUGCACGUGGCGGCCAAGUAUGGAAGCCUGGACGUGGCAAAACUCCUCUUGCAACGCCGCGCUGCUGCGGAUUCUGCAGGGAAGAAUGGCCUGACACCGCUCCACGUGGCCGCGCACUAUGACAACCAGAAGGUGGCGCUGCUGUUGCUGGAGAAGGGUGUGUCCCCUCAUGCCACUGCCAAGAAUGGCUAUACUCCUUUACAUAUUGCUGCCAAGAAGAAUCAAAUGCAGAUAGCUUCCACGCUCCUAAACUACGGAGCAGAGACUAACAUCGUGACAAAGCAAGGCGUGACUCCACUCCAUCUGGCCUCGCAGGAGGGGCACACGGAUAUGGUCACCUUGCUUCUGGAGAAGGGAGCCAACAUCCAUAUGUCAACCAAGAGUGGACUCACGUCCUUGCACCUAGCAGCCCAGGAAGACAAGGUGAACGUUGCAGAGAUUCUCACCAAGCACGGCGCUGACAAAGAUGCUCACACCAAGCUUGGUUACACUCCUUUAAUUGUGGCUUGUCACUAUGGAAACGUGAAAAUGGUCAACUUUCUUCUGAAGCAGGGAGCAAACGUGAACGCAAAAACCAAGAACGGCUACACAGCCCUGCACCAGGCCGCGCAGCAGGGCCACACGCACAUCAUCAACGUCCUGCUGCAGCACGGGGCCAAGCCCAACGCCACCACCGCGAAUGGCAACACCGCCCUGGCCAUCGCCAAGCGUCUGGGCUACAUCUCCGUGGUGGAUACUCUGAAGGUUGUGACCGAGGAAGUCACCACCACUACCACGACUAUCACAGAGAAGCACAAGCUAAAUGUUCCUGAGACGAUGACUGAGGUUCUCGAUGUUUCCGAUGAAGAGGCUUUUAAACAGUCUGGUGACCACUUUAUUGAUGGGGAAGCGCUUAGUGACUCAGGUGAUGACACCAUGACAGGCGAUGCGGGUGAAUACCUUAGGCCUGAGGACCUAAAAGAACUGGGCGACGACUCGCUGCCCAGCAGCCAGUUCCUGGACGGUAUGAAUUACCUGCGAUACAGCUUGGAGGGAGGCCGAUCCGACAGCCUUCGAUCCUUCAGUUCCGACAGGUCCCACACCCUGAGCCAUGCCUCCUACCUGCGGGACAGUGCCAUGAUUGACGACUCGGUUGUCAUCCCCAGUCACCAGGUGUCAACUCUAGCCAAGGAAGCAGAAAGGAAUUCUUAUCGUCUAAGCUGGGGCACUGAGAACUUAGACAACGUGGCUCUUUCUUCCAGCCCUAUUCAUUCAGGCCACGCCUCUCCAUGUCUUGAUCGUGACAACAGCAGUUUUCUGGUUAGUUUCAUGGUGGACGCCCGCGGUGGGGCCAUGCGGGGAUGCAGACACAACGGGCUCCGCAUCAUCAUUCCGCCUCGGAAAUGUACAGCCCCGACGCGAGUCACCUGCCGCCUGGUCAAGCGCCACAGGCUGGCCACGAUGCCGCCCAUGGUGGAAGGAGAAGGGCUGGCCAGUCGCCUGAUUGAAGUUGGACCGUCUGGUGCUCAGUUCCUUGGUAAACUUCACCUGCCAACGGCUCCUCCCCCACUUAAUGAGGGAGAAAGCUUGGUCAGCCGCAUCCUUCAGCUGGGGCCUCCUGGAACCAAAUUCCUUGGGCCUGUCAUCGUGGAGAUCCCCCACUUCGCAGCCCUCCGAGGAAAGGAGAGGGAACUCGUGGUCCUGCGGAGUGAGAACGGGGACAGCUGGAAAGAGCAUUUCUGUGAAUACACGGAGGACGAACUGAACGAAAUUCUGAACGGCAUGGAUGAAGUGCUGGACAGCCGGGAGGACCUGGAGAGGAAGCGGAUCUGCCGGAUCAUCACCCGAGACUUCCCGCAGUACUUCGCAGUGGUGUCGCGCAUCAAACAGGACAGCAACCUGAUCGGCCCCGAGGGGGGCGUGCUGAGCAGCACGGUGGUGCCCCAGGUGCAGGCCGUCUUCCCGGAGGGGGCUCUGACCAAGCGGAUCCGCGUGGGCCUGCAGGCUCAACCUAUGCACAGUGAGCUGGUGAAGAAGAUCUUAGGCAACAAAGCCACCUUCAGCCCCAUCGUCACUUUGGAACCCAGAAGAAGGAAAUUCCACAAGCCAAUCACCAUGACCAUUCCUGUCCCCAAAGCUUCCAGCGAUGUCAUGUUGAACGGUUUUGGGGGAGAUGCACCAACCUUGAGGUUACUAUGCAGCAUAACAGGUGGAACCACCCCUGCUCAGUGGGAGGAUAUCACAGGAACUACGCCAUUGACAUUUGUCAAUGAAUGUGUUUCCUUUACCACCAACGUGUCAGCCAGGUUCUGGCUGAUAGAUUGUCGACAGAUCCAAGAAUCCGUUACCUUUGCCUCGCAAGUGUACAGAGAAAUUAUCUGUGUCCCUUAUAUGGCCAAAUUUGUAGUGUUUGCCAAAUCGCACGACCCCAUCGAAGCCAGGUUGAGAUGUUUCUGUAUGACUGACGACAAAGUGGACAAGACCCUUGAACAGCAAGAAAACUUCGCCGAGGUGGCCAGAAGCAGGGAUGUGGAGGUCUUAGAAGGAAAACCCAUCUAUGUUGAUUGUUUUGGCAACCUGGUGCCGUUGACCAAGAGUGGCCAACAUCAUAUAUUCAGUUUUUUUGCCUUCAAAGAAAACAGGCUUCCUCUCUUUGUCAAGGUACGUGAUACAACUCAGGAACCAUGCGGACGACUAUCAUUUAUGAAGGAGCCAAAAUCCACAAGAGGCCUAGUGCAUCAAGCUAUUUGCAACUUAAACAUCACCCUGCCGAUUUAUACAAAGGAAUCAGAGUCAGAUCAAGAACAGGAGGAAGAGAUCGAUAUGACAUCAGAAAAAAAUGAUGAGACAGAAUCUACAGAAACAUCUGUCCUGAAAAGUCACCUGGUUAAUGAAGUUCCUGUCCUAGCAAGUCCGGACUUGCUCUCUGAAGUUUCUGAGAUGAAACAAGAUUUGAUCAAAAUGACCGCCAUCUUGACCACAGAUAAGGCAGGUUCCAUUAAGGUCAAGGAGCUGGUGAAGGCCGCUGAGGAAGAGCCAGGAGAGCCUUUUGAAAUCGUUGAAAGAGUUAAAGAGGACUUAGAGAAGGUGAAUGAAAUCCUGAGGAGUGGAACGUGCACAAGGGAUGAGGGCAGGCUGCCACCCUCACGGUCUGAGAGGGAAUUAGUGGACGAGGAAUGGGUUAUUGUCAGUGAUGAGGAAAUAGCAGAGGCUAAGCAGAAAGCACCUUUAGAAAUCACCGAAUACCCAUGCACAGAAGUUAGGGUAGAUAAAGAGACCAAAGUAACAGCAGAGAAAGACUCCACGGGGCUAGUGAACUACCUUGCUGACGAUCUCAAUUCCUACGUGCCUCCCGAUGAAGAGCAGGCACGGAUGGUUCGAGACACAGCCGGGGGGAAGCAGGAGGCUCUGGCCGUUGGCAAGAGCUCUGCAAAUAAAGAGAAAGAUCGACCCCCAAAGGACACACCGAGUACACAGAAACAGGUCAAACCAAGCUUGGGCAUAAAGAAGCCGGUGAGAAGGAAAUUAAAAGAAAAGCAGAAACAAAAAGAGGAAAGUGUACAAGCUAAUGCAGAGAAAACGGAACUUAAAAAAUGCAGUUCAGAGGAGUCGUUAGAGGAAGACGCGGGUUUAGCCCCCGAACCUCUUCCCACCGUAAAAGCCACGUCCCCUUUGAUAGAAGAAACCCCCAUUGGCUCCAUAAAGGACAAAGUCAAGGCCCUUCAGAAGAGAGUGGAAGAUGAACAGAAAGGACGAAGCAAGUUGCCCGUCAGAGUCAAAGGCAAGGAGGAUGUCCCCAAAAAGGCCACCCCCAGGACACAUCCACCUGCAUCGCCGUCCCUGAAGUCAGAGAGGCACGGGCCGGCGUCUGCCUCCUCUAAAGCAGAAAGACACACUUCUCUUUCCUCCUCUGCAAAAACUGAAAGGCACGGCCCGGUGUCACCAUCAAGUAAAACUGAGAAACACUCACCUGUGUCACCUUCUCCCAAGGCUGAGAGACAUUCACCUGUGUCAUCGGCCAGUAAAACCGAGAAACACUCCCCGGUAUCACCCUCGACAAAAACCGAAAGACACUCCCCUGUGUCAUCUGCAAAAACAGAAAGACAUCCACCUGUUUCCCCCUCAGGCAAAACGGACAAACGCCCACCUGUGUCGCCCGCUGGGCGAACGGAGAAACAUCCCCCAGUGUCACCCGGGAGGACAGAGAAACGCUUGCCCGUUUCACCUUCUGGAAGAACAGAAAAACACCCACCUGUAUCCACCGCUGGGAAAACCGAGAAGCACCUGCCGGUGUCACCGUCUGGGAAAACCGAGAAGCACCCACCUGUGUCCCCCACGUCAAAAACAGAAAGAAUCGAGGAAACCAUGUCUGUUCGGGAGCUGAUGAGAGCCUUCCAGUCAGGACAGGACCCAUCCAAACACAAAACUGGACUGUUCGAGCACAAAUCGGCCAAGCCAAAGCAGCCCCAAGAAAAAGGGAAAGUUAGGGCAGAAAAAGAAAAGGGACAGGUGUCGACCCCCAAGGAAACACAGAAAACAGACAAUCAGACCAUCAAACGAGGUCAGAGGUUCGUGGUAACGGGACUUCCAGAAUCCAAAAGAGGAAUCCGUGCUCCUCCCAUCGGGUUCAAGAAAGAAGAGGCAGUUGGGGAGAAGGAGAAGAUUCUCAGCCGCAAAACACCUGACCCUGUGCAGUCAGCACCUGAGGACAAAACCCACAGAGAGAGCGAGAUCUCCAAAGAGAAGAUGGCGGACGAGCAGGGAGACAUGGAUCUGCAGAUCAGCCCGGACAGGAAGACCUCCACCGACUUCUCUGAUGUCAUCAAGCAAGAGCUGGAAGACAAUGACAAGUACCAACAAUUCCGCCUGAGCGAGGAGACCGAAAAGGCACAGCUUCACUUAGACCAGGUUCUCACUAGUCCCUUCAACACCACUUUUCCUCUAGAUUACAUGAAGGAUGAAUUCCUUCCCGCUCUGUCCUUGCAGGGUGGCACAUUGGACGGCAGUUCGGAAAGUCUAAAGCAGGAAGGGAUGGCGGGCUCUCCCUGCGGCAGCCUGAUGGAGGGGACCCCUCAGAUUAGUUCAGAAGAAAGCUAUAAGCACGAGGGCCUGGCGGAGACCCCCGAGACAAGCCCAGAAAGCCUUUCCUUCUCCCCCAAGAAAAGUGAGGAGCAAAUUGGGGAACCAGAGGAAACCACCAAGGUGGAAGCACCAACAGAAAUUCAUUCAGAAAAAGAACCUCCCACGACCCAAGACGUUACUGAUGGUUCUGGAGAGCGAGGGGCUGCAGUCACUGAGGGCCCAGAGCCCUCCCCCGAGUGUGGGCAGAAAGAGGGCACUCGAGAACCUUCCACGGACACAUGCCCCAAAGCGGAAGGCGAUUGCCCUGGGAGCUCUAGCGUAUCCUCAGCAAAGGAAGAACCCAGGGCGCUGACUGAGGAAGCCACCUGUGACGCAGGUCAGUCUGCCCUUGAUAGUUCAGCCCCCAAGACGCAAACCGUUAGUGCGGCUCAGGACCCCACAACCCCCUCGCAUGAGACAAAGGCCUCUCCACUACCUGAUGCUUCUGUAAAGACAGACGCAGGCACGGAAUCAAAGCCUCAGGGAGCCAUUAGAAGUCCCCAAGGGUUAGAACUUGCACUCCCUAGUCGAGAUAGUGAAGUCCUCAGCCCUGUGGCUGACGAAUCCUUGGCAGUAAGCCACAAAGACUCUCUGGAAGCCAGCCCUGUGCUUGAAGACAACUCUUCGCACAAAACUCCCGAUUCUCUGGAACCAAGUCCUCUGAAAGAAUCCCCCUGUCGUGACUCUCUGGAAAGCAGCCCCGUGGAACCAAAGACGAAGGCUGGAGUUCUGCCAAGUCACUUUCCUCUUCCUGCAGCUGUUGCCAAAACAGAACUUUUUACAGAAGUGGCCUCCAUGAGGUCCCGGCUACUCCGAGACCCUGACGGCAGUGCUGAGGAUGACAGUCUCGAGCAGACGUCACUCAUGGAGAGCUCAGGGAAGAGCCCCCUUUCCCCUGACACCCCCAGCUCUGAAGAAGUUAGCUACGAGGUCACACCCAAAGCCACAGAUGCCAGCACGCCCAAACCAGCUGUGAUUCAUGAGUGUGCAGAGGAGGAUGAUUCAGAAAAUGGGGAGAAAAAGAGGUUCACCCCGGAAGAGGAAAUGUUUAAAAUGGUAACCAAAAUCAAAAUGUUCGAUGAACUUGAACAAGAAGCAAAGCAGAAAAGGGACUACAAAAGAGAACCUAAACAAGAAGAGUCUUCUUCGUCCUCUGAGCCAGAUGCUGACUGUUCAGCAGAUGUGGACGAACCGAAACAUACGGGGAGUGUGGAGGGUGAAAGGGAUGUCCCUGUCUUAGUGACUUCUGAGAGCAGGAAGCCUUCUUCUUCCUCUUCAGAAAGUGAACCUGAAUUGACACAGCUGAAAAAAGGUUCUGACUCGGGCCUUCUGUCGGAACCAGUUAUUCGAGUGCAGCCUCCUUCUCCACUUCCAUCCAGCAUGGACUCCAAUUCUAGUCCAGAAGAAGCACAGUUCCAGCCUAUAGUCUCCAAACAAUAUACUUUCAAGAUGAAUGAAGAUACUGAGGAAGAGACAGGCAAAUCAGAAGAAGAAAAAGAUUGUGAAUCCCAUCCAGCUGAAGACACUCAUACCGCUCUCACUGGGGGCACAGAUAGGACUGACGAUGAUCUAAACAGGGACACUGAUCAGCCAAAAAUUUGUGACGGUCAUGGAUGUGAGGCCAUGAGUCCUACUGGCUCAACCACUCCUGUCUCUUCAGGUCUCCAGAGUUCAGCUGGUGAUGAUGCAGAUGAACAGCUAGUUGCCCAGAAAGAACCACUAGCUCCCCAAGGCACACAGGAAAAAGACGCAGAAGGAGAAGAGCUCGGUGUUUCUAGAGUGGAAUCUCCACAAGUAGAUUGCCCCAGUGAAAGCUCUUCAUCUCUGUCCCCUUUGCCUCCUUGUCCAGUAUCUGAAGGAAAAGAAUUAGAUGAAGGCAUAGCUUCCCCAUCUUGUAUGACAACAAUGGAGGUCACAAAAACUGACGAAACACUCGAGAGCUUGCCGAAGGACUGCUCCUCGCAGGAUUCAUCUGUUACUGCUCAAACAGAUAGGUUUUCCAUGGAUGUUCCUGUGUCUGACCUAGCUGAGACUGAUGAAAUCUAUGGUCCUCAAAUCACAAGCCCUUAUGAAAAUGUUCCUUCCCAAUCUUUUUUCUCUAGUGAAGAAAGCAAAACUCAGACAGAUGCAAAUCACACCACAGGUUUUGACUCUUCUGAAGUGUGUUGCGUCACCAGCCCAUCCUCUGUUGAAGACGUAGUAAUGGCAACCUCAUCUAGUGGAACUGUUUCAGGCAAAGAAUCUAAUUGUGAGGGCCAGAACACAAAAAUAGAAUCCAAACAAGAAAGUACCACAUGGGAAGUGCAAUCAGAUAGAGCCCCUUCCUCUUUAGAACCUGCAAUGCCAAGUACACCAGCAGUUGUUGGUGAACAAAUAAGCAAAGUCAUCAUCACAAAAACUGAUGUGGAUUCUGAUUCCUGGAGUGAAAUUCGUGAAGACGAUGAAGCUUUUGAGGCUCGAGUGAAAGAGGAAGAACAAAAGAUAUUUGGGUUGAUGGUAGAUAGACAAUCACAGGGUACCACCCCUGACACCACACCUGCUAGAACCCCAACUGAAGAGGGGACCCCGACAAGUGAGCAAAAUCCAUUUCUCUUUCAGGAAGGAAAAUUAUUCGAGAUGACCCGAAGUGGUGCCAUUGAUAUGACCAAAAGAUCUUACGCAGAUGAAAGUUUUCACUUUUUCCAAAUUGGUCAAGAAUCCGGGGAAGAGACUGCCUCUGAAAACAUGAAAGACGGGACCAGUGGGGCAGAGCCCCCACAGCUGGAGACAUCAGCUGAGUCACCAGCUCUUUCAGAAUCAAAAGAAACGGUGGAUGAUGAAGCAGACUUACUUCCAGAUGACCUGAGUGAGGAAGUAGAGGAAAUAUCUGCUUCAGACGCUCAACUUCCCUCCCAGAUGGAGAUUACAGCCUCCACGGAAACAUCAACAGAAGAGGCUGUUUCUGUAGGGGCUGAGGACCUCCCCACCAUGCAAGCGGGUGAUGCACCUCCUCUGUCUGGUGUGAAGCAGACAUCUUGCCCCGAUUCCCCUGAACCGGUUGUCAAAGUCCAGUUAGAUUUUUCCACCGUCACCAGGUCUGUGUAUUCAGAUAGGGAUGAGGAUUCUCCCGAUUCUUCCCCAGAGGAACAGAAAUCAGUGAUUGAAAUCCCUACCGCACCCAUGGAGAACGUGCCUUCUACUGAAAGCAAAUCCAAAAUUCCCGUAAGGACUAUACCCACUUCAACCGCAGCACCUCCAUCUGCAGACUUUGAGAGUUCACUUUCUGAAGAUCUGUCCAGUCUGGAUGAGGAAAGUAAGGAGGAUGAAGCAAAACCAAAGUCCAAAAUCCCUGUCAAAGCACCCUUCCAAAGAGUCGAGCAGCAGCUCUCACAUCUAGACUCGUCUCUCCAGGAGACAGUGGCUCCUCAGGGACAGGACAUGACAAGUAGAGCACCAGAUAAUAGAAGCAAAUCUGAAUCUGAUGCUAGUUCUUUGGACUCAAAACCCAAAUUCCCAGUAAAAACCAGAAGUUACACUGACACAGAGACAGAGAGUGGACUGGGGGAAGAGGAGUCUGAGUUAGAAUCCGAAGAAGGGGCCAUGAGACCAAAGAUAUUUGCAUCCCGAUUGCCAGUUAAGAGCAGAAGCACGGCAUCUUCCUGCAGGGGGGGCAUGAGUCCUACAAAAGAAAGUAAGGAACAUUUCUUUGACCUUUACAGAAACUCCAUAGAAUUCUUUGAGGAGAUUAGUGAUGAGGCUUCCAAGUUAGUGGAUAGACUUACACAAUCAGAAAGGGAACAGGAGUUAGUUUCGGAUGAUGAAAGUAGUAGUGCCCUGGAAGUUUCAGUAAUUGAAAAUCUGCCACCUGUUGAGACCGAGCACUCAGUUCCUGAGGACAUCUUUGACACACGGCCCAUUUGGGAUGAGUCCAUUGAGACUCUGAUUGAACGCAUCCCUGAUGACAAUGGCCAUGACCAUGCUGAAGAUGCACAGGAUGAGCAGGAACGGAUCGAGGAGAGGCUGGCUUAUAUCGCCGAUCACCUUGGCUUCAGCUGGACAGAAUUAGCAAGAGAACUGGAUUUCACUGAGGAACAAAUCCACCAAAUUCGAAUUGAGAAUCCCAACUCCCUUCAGGACCAGAGUCAUGCCCUUUUGAAGUACUGGCUGGAAAGGGAUGGGAAACACGCCACAGAUACCAGCCUCAUUGAAUGUCUCACCAAGAUCAACCGGAUGGACAUCGUUCAUCUCAUGGAGACCAGCAUGGAACCUCUCCAGGAGCGCAUCAGUCAUAGCUAUGCAGAAAUGGAACAGACCAUUACACUGGAUCAUAGUGAAGGGUUCUCAGUGCUUCAAGAGGAGCUAUGCGCCGCCCAGCACAAGCCGAAAGAGCAGCAAGCUGUUUCCAAAGGAAGCGAGCCUUGUGAUCACCCUCCCAUUGUCUCCGAGGAAGAUAUUUCUGUCGGUUAUUCCACUUUUCAGGAUUCCAUCCCCAAAACUGAUGGGGACGGCCCAGCAACAGGACUCGUUCCCCAAACUGAGAAGGAGCAAGUGCAACAGGAUUUCUCAGGGAAAAUGCAAGACCUGCCCGAAGAGUUAUCUCUUGAGCAUCAGCAGGAAUACUUCGUGACAUCCCCAGGAACAGAAGUGUCAGAGACUCAAAAGUCCAUGGCAAUACCUGGCUCUCCCAGCAAGACACCUGAGGAAAUUGGUAGCCCCGCUGAGGGGGAGAGGCUGUACCCCCAGACACCAGCACCCAGCGAUCAGGGUGGCUCUCCCAUAGUACAGGAGCCCGAAGAGCACCCAACACGCGGGGAGGAGAGUUCUCUGCAGCAGACGAGCCUUGUGAUAGUGGAAUCUGCUGGUGACCAGCCGCAGGCCUUGGAAAGACUCCAGGAAAAUACAGCUUUUGAAAAGGAGCUAACAGAGGAAUUAGGGGAGCUGGAGGGCAGCUCAGAUGAGGAGGCUAUGGUAACUACCAGGGUCGUCCGCCGGCGAGUGAUUAUUCAGGGAGACGACAUGCCCGACAUACCCCCGGAGACGGUCACCGAGGAAGAAUACACGGACGAGCAGGGACACACCGUGGUAAAGAAGAUUACCAGGAAAAUCAUUCGGCGGUAUGUGUCCUCAGAGGGCACAGAGAAAGAAGAGAUUAUCAUGCAGGGCCUGCCCCAGGAGCCCGUGAGCAUCGAGGAAGGGGACAGCUACUCCAAAGUCAUAAAGCGCGUAGUAUUGAAGAGUGACAUUGAACAGUCAGAGGUGACUGUGUCUGAGCCCAGCGUCCUGUCCAGUCUGUCACAGUUUGAGGCUGAACCAGUGGAAGGCCGUAGAGUCAGCAAAGUUGUUAAAACAACUGUGGUCCAAGGAGAGAGGAUGGAGAAGCAUCUGGGAGAUUCUAGUUUAGCUACUGAUCUGCCUUCAGCCAAAGAUGACUUUGAAGAGGCUUUGAGUUUCACAGGUAGCCACGUGAAAGUCCACUUCCCCAGUUUAGUAGAGAAGGAAAUCCUGAAAGAGGAUGGAUCAAUAAUUAAAAGGACAACCAUGAGUAAAGCCAGCACACAGAAGAGGGCUGUCGUGGAGGACCAGCACGGCAAACGCAUUGACCUGGAGCAUUUGGAGGAUGUCCCAGAAGCGCUAGACCGGGACGCCCUCCGGCACGAUCUCCAGCAGCUCCUGCGACAUUUCUGCCAGGAGGACUUGAAGCAAGAGGCCACAUGAGGGGCUGCCCGAUCCCCCCACCGGAAACCACACAUUCACUCAACACGCAGCUUCCUCUUUCAUUAGAGGCGUGACCUAACUCGCCGAAUCCGUGGGGUACCCCAACGCUGUCCACCUGUUAGCAAAUACACUGCAUUUUGUUUUCAUUUUCUUCCCCCCCCCCCCAGCCUCUUUCACUCGAAGCUGAUUUGUGACCAAAGAUGGCAUCCUUCACUCCGGAUGCUGUGUCCAUGCUGCGCAGGGGACUGGCCACUCCAGGGUUCUUUGCUUCUGCCCAAGCUCCAGGAACAUCCGUUGCUCACCUGCAGACCUCUUCGCGUGACGACGUGUAGGGACCCCUCGAAGGGAUGUCCGUGCACCGUGUAUAUAUAUAGCUAAAAUGCUCAGAUGGACACCAGAUUCCAAUGGAAACCACUGCCUACCCUAACGCCACCGGGCAUCGUGGAAUAAGAAGGCCUCUAGAAAUUGCCGAACGAUGGUUCAUGACGAUAUUGCUAACACAAUCGAAUGCUAACACAGUUUUCCUGCAAAAAAAAAAAGCACUUCAGACCUAUCACGUCCUUAGAUCUUCCAGAGUAGCCAUUGCUCCUAGGGAAAGAUGGAUUCAUAACCUCAAAGAACGGUCCUAACUAAGAAGCUACUGCUGGUGCUGGCCAGCCAUGCGAAUGACUCUUUCCAGCAGCCACUCCAAGGGAGGGGACAGAAGGAAGAGGAGGAGAGAGAAGGAAUGGAUGAGGUAUCCAGGUGCUAGCAGCUGUGUCAGGUGGCUUGCUAGCAUCUUCAGGUGUUUUAGAUUUUGGGCACGCUGGCAGGGUAUUUGAAAAGCUAUAACUACUGUAGUUUUCCAGUUCUCAUUGCUGCUUUAGCAAACCACACUGUCUUACUGGUGGUACUUUCUCCUGGCCACUGCACUGUAGAUAAUUCAUUGGAAACAAGAUUUACCCACGACAUAAAAGGUUAAAACUCCUUCGCUAUGUUGGAGUGGUUUCUUUUCUUUUCUUUUUUUUUUUUUUUCCAGGUUUUUAUCUUCUCUAAUACCUGCAUGUGGCAUUUUAAAAAAAAAAAUCAAAAUCACAGUCAAAACCCCUCUUCUAAUCCCACUGAUGGUUUUCAUUCUUUCCCUCACCUCGAGUGAACACUUUCCACGCUCCAGCCGGGUCUGGUUUUCAGCUUGCAGACGAGAUUGAGAAAUCUUCGCAAAUUUGGUUUGGGUUUAAAAUUUUUGGUUUAUUUAUUUGAAAUCCACACUCCCUUGGAAACGCUUCAGUGCAUUCGUGCACUUUUCUGUUUGUUUCAGAGAAGGGACUGUAACAAUCUGAGGGAUUUCCACGUCCUAGUCCUUAUUCCUCUACUGGUUGAAGCUGUGUAGCAUUUUAACAUAUAUAUAUAUUCACAAAUAUAUUCAUAUAAACAGUAUACAUUUUGAAUCAGUUAUUUGUUAAAGAAAGUAUAUUCAAUGAAGAUGAAACUAAAAAGAUAAAAAAAAAAAAAAAAAAAAAGAGUCUAUCCUCCAGGGAUUGAACAUUUUCCAAUUAUCUGGUCUUUUCCUGUUGUGCAAAAAUGACUCAUUGCUCCGACUGUCGAAAACAAAUGUGACAAACAAUGGCACGUCAUCAUUUAAAGUAAUGUUGCCAAGAGAAAACAAAUUUCCUGGGGAGGUUUCCCACAAGCCAAAUCUCCUAAGCCUCCGAUGCUAGCACUUUUUGGCAGUUGGGUAGGAAAUAAAACAUUCUUUGGCAGCCAAAACGAGAGAGGCCCAUAGUGGAACUUUUUAAGACACCCUAUGGUCUUGUCAAAACCUUCACUGGAGCUCAAGACAAGCAUUUCUGUUGUGUUCUUUGCAGUGCAGAUGAUGUCUGUGUAACAACAUAAUGGUUUUUCACCUUUUUUUUUUUUUUGAUUUUGAUUUUUUUGCUGUGUUAUCAGAAAACUUGAAUACUGUGAGAAGAAGUGAAUUUUCAGUUGAUGAAUCAGCAUCUUGUUCCCAUGGUGAUAACACUAAUUGAAUAUAUCUAUGAGGGCAUGUAUUAGUUAAUGGAAAAAAAAGUACAACACUAACAAUACAUAGCUGCAAUGUGUACAAUGGCCGAUUUAAUUAAAUAAAAUGUACAAGUGUUAAAUGUG